Necator americanus (New World hookworm) is the source of this 501-nucleotide messenger RNA. RefSeq lists its product as uncharacterized. The record is from RefSeq and is a predicted model, not a curated record. The coding region runs from base 1 to 501 and encodes 166 amino acids. The transcript has a single exon. NCBI's taxonomy places the organism in Eukaryota, Metazoa, Nematoda, Chromadorea, Rhabditida, Ancylostomatidae.
AUGGAUGAAAUGGAAAAUGGCAACAGGGAUACUGUGCGACAAGAAAGUCCCUGUUCGACUGAAGUCGAAGAUCUACAGGACGGUUGUGCGUCCUGUUGCCCUUUACGGAUGCGAGUGCUGGCCGAGCCUUGGAAAGAGCUGCACGCUAUGGAGAUGCGGAUGUUGAAGUGGACGAUAGGUGCAACGGUAAAAGAGAAAGUAUCUAACGACACUGUACGUUCCAUCUUCGGCGUCGUCCCGAUAACUGAGAAGACAAAGGAGGCGCGACUGAGAUGGUUUGGUCACGUCUUGCGGCGGGAGGAAGAUUCUGUUGCCAAAACCGCUUUCAGGCUCGACGUUUCAGGAGUGAGGCCGCGUGGGAGGCCAAAGAUUCGCUGGUUAGACCGUGUGAAGCUGGAUAUGAUAGAUGCACGUUUGUGUACGGCUGAUGCAAUAGAUAGAACCAAAUGGAAGACAAGAAGCAGAAAAGCGGACCCUGCAACAACGCGGGACAAACGUUAG